Cataglyphis hispanica is the source of this 1717-nucleotide messenger RNA. RefSeq lists its product as uncharacterized. Lineage: Eukaryota; Metazoa; Arthropoda; Insecta; Hymenoptera; Formicidae. The transcript has 3 exons. The record is from RefSeq and is a predicted model, not a curated record. The coding region runs from base 1 to 636 and encodes 211 amino acids.
AUGGCUACAACAAAUCUGGCAGCUGGUCAUUUAAUAAGAUGUGGUAAGAAUAUUGAAAAAGUAAAUAGUGACGUUGUGAGUUUUACAGCAUUGUGUUUACAAAGUUCUCACGUAAAAGAAAAACCUCAUGAAAUUGAAGGCUUAAUUUCAAAGUCGGGAAAAAUUUUAUCGGUUAAUUGUUCGGCUGGUUGUAAGGCUGGUAAGGGCGCAAAAUGUAAACACGUGGUGGCUGCUUUAUUAUAUUGCUACCGGAAAGGGGAUCAGCUUGAAGUUUUAUCCUGUACUAAUAAAAGAUGUGAAUGGAAAAAUAAGCAAGAUCGUAUUCUAAAAGAAUAUAAUUCGACCCCGAUUCACCAACAUGCUUGUUUUUCCAAGGUGAAACGUAAGUGCCAAAGUAACCAAGAUGCGAGAAAUGACCCAGUAACUGUUAAUAAUUCUGUAAGUGAACAAGAUUAUAAUGAAGACCUUGAUGAAGUUCACGAAGGUGAAGUCUUUGAAGAAGUGGUAUCUACCAAUGCUAUAAAACGAAAGUAUCCAGAAUGGAGCACCGUAAAAAGUCUUACUGAGGAUCAGAGAAUGCUCAUAGUUGAGAAAGUUCAGGCUAAAUUGAAAGACUCGGCGUUUGUUAAACAUUAGUAAAAAACAUGGUAACAUGGUGUACAUAAUGAUUUGGUUAUAAAAGCUUAUAUUUUAAUAGUUUUUGGAUAAUUUUUCAGUGUUGGAAGGCAUGAACCCAUUUUAAUUGAUCGUAAUCAAAAUCUCGACGUUUCUGAUAUGGAAAAGCAACAACUGAAGGUGAUAUUUACGUUACAACGAAGUGAAUUGAUGGAAGAUAUUAAAAGUAUGAAAAUCACUUAUUUAUACGAAUGCUGUAUAGACACUAUCAAAGACUUGUACUGUAAUUAUGAAGAAGUUUGUGUAAAAACUAAAUUACAUUACUCAGAGUGGCAUAAAGAAAGGCGAUUCCGGAUAACUGGAUCAACUUGCUAUCAGCUUUUUACUUAUACUUCUAAUAAGAAUCCGGAUUGGCAGAAAAAAUGUGAUUCUUUUUUUUCUCCGAAAAACUUUCGGAGUGAAUAUACUGAUUAUGGGAAAAAAACAGAAGGAGAAGCUCGGGAGUGCUUUAGAAAAGCAACGAACAAAGAUAUUAUUGAAACUGGACUAAUCAUAUGUCAACAAAAUCCGUGGCUCGCUUAUUCCCCUGAUGGAGUUAUUUUUAAAGAUGGAAAACCGUCAGAAGUACUGGAAAUUAAGUGUCCUUUCUAAGGAAAAUCCAAGGAUAUUCACACAGUCGUUCAAUCUGUAAUUGGCAAAUUUUUAAUCCAAGACGGUGAAAACAUUAGUUUAAAAAAAAGACAUGAGUUCUAUGAACAAAUGCAAUUAGGAAUGGCUGUCAUUAAUGUCAAGAAAACGUCAUUUGUGAUCUAUUCAUCGUUCGAUAAACGAGCUUUCAUACUGACUGUUGAUUUCGAUAGUGUAUUCGUGAUAAAGAUGUUGACGGCUUUAAAAAAAGCAUAUUAUCAGAAAAUGCUACAUAUUAUUUGUGCAAUUAAACAAGAUUCUAUAAAUAACAACUAAAAUAAUGGCCAAAGCUAAUUAAUAUCCUAACUAAUAUUUAAUUGAAAUAAAUUAUUUAUGGCAUGUGAUAAUACAAUUAAUAAGAAAAAUCUACAUAUUUAUGUUUGUAUUAAUGUUAAGAGAAAUAUUAGUUUUGUAA